This is a messenger RNA of Fusarium subglutinans, 729 nucleotides long. RefSeq lists its product as uncharacterized. Bases 1 to 729 code for a protein of 242 amino acids. The record is from RefSeq and is a predicted model, not a curated record. Lineage: Eukaryota; Fungi; Ascomycota; Sordariomycetes; Hypocreales; Nectriaceae. The transcript is spliced from 3 exons.
AUGGGCAAUUCUAUCAGCGCUUUGAUUGAGCCAAAUGCGGUAGACGAUGAGAACGAGAGGAAGAAAAAGGAACAGCUAGAGCUCAUGAUGAAGCUCGCAGAUGCGCGUCUAGACACCUUCCAACGCGAGCUGGAGCAGAUGUUCUUGAACCGUGAGUCGGCAACGCGUACCAGUGUUCCCGGAAAGAGAGCACUGAGAUUCGAGCGUCAUGUCACUGUUGAUGCUGGAAGUACUCCCGGUAAAGGCGUUGAGGAUACUGUGGACGCCUUCUUUGGCGCGUCGGAUACUGGAACCAAACGUGCCCUUGAUGGUUUCAAAUCCGUGGUAAAGACCGGCCUCUCGGCAAUUCUCGGUGACUCUUCCGCCGGAGAAAGCUAUGACAAGAAGUUUUUCAUUUACAUAAAGCACAAUGCGAUCAUCCGCGUCGACAUUUAUACAUACAAGUAUACCUUUGCUAACAAGGGAGUGGUUGACAUGCACAAGAACAUCCUGGCUUACAUCCUGUGCAUCUCCGUCGUGGAUCAUAGAGAUGUGACCCUUGAUGAACUGGUCUAUCUGGCUUCAGAGUUUGCUGGCGAUGACAAUAGCGGUCCGGGUACUGAAUUUGCGGAGUACCUAGACAUGAUCACGAAGACUUGGAACAAACUUAGAGCUACGGACCCUUUGCCUGUUCGUGGAAGGCCAGCUCUGGACUACCCCGUAAUGCCUGCCGCUCCACCUUGGUCAUGA